AUGGUGCCACCUCCCAUGGUGGCAUCUCCCAUGGCUUUGGCAUCUCUCAUGGUGCCACCUCCCGUGGCUUUGUCACCUCCCAUGAUGGCACCACCUCCCAUGGUGACACCUCCCAUGGUGCCACCUCCCGCGGCGUUGUCACCUCCCGUGAUGGCACCACCUCACACGGUUGCCAUCUCCCAUGGUGACACCUCCCAUGAUGAUGACACCUCCCAUGGUGGUGCCACCUCCCAUGGCUUUGUCACCUCCCAUGAUGGUGCCACCUCCCAGAAUGACAUCUCCAUGGUGCCACCUCCCAUGGUGGUGCCACCUCCCAUGGUGGCAUCUCCCAUGGCUUUGGCAUCUCUCAUGGUGACAUCUGCCAUGGCUUUGUCACCUCCUGCGAUGGUGCCACCUGCCCAUGGUGGCAUCUCCCAUGGUUUUGGCAUCUCUCAUGGUGGCAUCUCCCAUGGCUUUGUCACCUCCCGUGGGUGGUGGCCACCUCCCGCGGCGUUGUCACCCCUCCCACCGGCGUUGCCGCGCCGCGUCCCCUCCUUCUCCCGCCGCCCCUCCGGCCGCGCCCGCGUCCCCGCGCUCCUCCUCCUCCUCCUCCUCCUCCUCCUCCGCUGUCCCCCGCUCUCGGUGGCCGCCACCUUCCGCGUGGGCGUCCUGGGCCCCUGGGGCUGCGACCCCCUGCUGGCGCGGGCGCUGCCGGACGUGGCCUCCAGCCUGGCGGUGGCGCGGCUCAACCGCGACCCGGCGCUGGCCGCCGGCUACUGGUGGGACGCCGUGGUGCUGCCCGAGGCCUGCGCCGCGCCCCAGGCCGUGGCCGGCGUGGUCGGCGCCGAGCGCCGCGCCGCGCCAAUCGUGGGCCCGCUGAACCCCGCGGCCUGCGGCGCCGCCGGGCUGCUGGCCGCCGCCUGGAACAAGCCCCUGGUGUCCUGGGCGUGCGGCGCGGCCGGAGCGGUCACUCUGGUCAAGCCGCUGCCCGCCCCGGCCGGCGUGCUGCACGCCGUGCUGCGGUACUUCCGCUGGGCGCACGUGGCCGUGGUGGCCGCGCCGCAGGACCUGUGGGUGGACACCGGGCAGGAGCUGGCCGCCGAGCUGAGGGCCCGGGGGCUGCCGGUCACCGUGGUGGCCGUGGCCGGAGAGGACGAGGAGGAGGCCGAGGAGGCGCUGAGGAGGGUGCAGAGGGCGGACGGGGUGCGAGUGGUGGUCAUGUGCAUGCACUCCGUGCUCCUGGGCGGGGCGGAGCAGAAGGUUCUCCUGGAGAAGGCCGAGGACCUGGGCAUGACGGACGGGACCUUCGUCUUCAUCCCGUACGACGCGCUGACCUUCGCGCUGCCCUACCGCCGCGUGCCCUACCCGGUGCUGGCCAACAACACCAAGCUGCGCCUGGCCUACGACGCCGUGCUCACCAUCACCAUCGACUCGCCCGACGCCUCCUUCCACGAGGCCCUGGAGGAGGCCAAGAAGGCCUACGAGGUCCCCGCGAACCUCGACCCCGCAGAGGUCCACCCGCUCUUCUCCACCAUCUACAACUCCAUCUACUUCCUGGCCACGGCGGUGGAGGCCACGCGCCGCAGCGGCCGCUGGGUGAUGGGCACCAGCGUGGCCGACCACGCCCGCGACUUCCAGCUCCGGGGCUUCUGCCAGACCUUCACCGUGGACGAGGACGGCGACGUCUCGGUGCCCUACGUGGUGCUGGACACAGACGGCAAGGGCCACCACCUGUGGGCGGUCUACGGGCUGGAGCCGGGCACGCGCGGCCUCAGCUACCGCAGCCACAGCCCCCACUGGCCGCACAGCGCCAGCCCGGCCACCGACGCCGGCUGCUGGUUCGACUCCGGCGCCAUCUGCAACGGCGGGAUGGACGCCGGCUUCGUCUUCUUCCUCUUCCUCCUCAUCGCCGCCCUCAUCGCGCGCGGCGCCGCCCUCGCCUGCCACAUCAGGCGCCGCCUCCAGCAGGCGCAGCUCAUGAAGGGCCCCAACAAAAUCAUCCUGACCAUGGAGGACCUGACCUUCAUCAACACCCGGAGCAGCAAACAGGUGGACAGCAGCCAGGCCAGCCUGGCCGGCCAGAGCGGGGGGGACGCGCGGAGCGUCCGCAGCGCCGCCCCCGGCCCCGACACCACCAACGUGGCCGUGGCCGAGGUGAGAGAGACCCCCCCGAAGGGCAGCAGCAACCUGCCCCUGCUGCUGCUCUUGUUUAACCAGCAGGGCCUUGUCGCCUCCGUGCAGGGCGACUGGGUGUGGCUGAAGAAGUUCCCGGGGGAGCAGCACACGGAGGUGAAAGCGGCCACCAAGCUGGCCUUCUGCAAGCUGCGGGACCUGCGGCACGAGAACGUGAACCUGUUCCUGGGCUUCUUCCACGACUGCGGCAUCUUCGCCAUCGUGUCGGAGCACUGCUCGCGCGGCAGCCUCGAGGACCUGCUGCGCAACGAGGACAUGAAGCUCGACUGGAUGUUCAAGUCCUCCCUCCUCAUCGACCUCAUCAAGGGCGUGCGGUACCUGCACCACCGCGACGUCGUGCACGGGCGCCUCAAGUCGCGCAACUGCGUGGUGGACGGGCGCUUCGUGCUCAAGGUCACCGACCACGGCUACAACCAACUGCUGGAGGCGCAGCGCGUCCCGGCCCCGCCCCCGCAGCCCCACGAGCGGCUGUGGACGGCGCCGGAGCUGCUGCGGGACGAGGCCCUGGAGCGGCGCGGCUCCUUCCGGGGGGACGUCUACGGCAUCGGCAUCAUCAUGCAGGAGGUGAUCUGCAGGAGCCCCCCGUACUGCAUGCUGGGGCUGCCCCCCGAAGAGAUCAUCGAGAAGGUGCAGCGCCCGCCCCCCCUGUGCCGCCCCACGGUCUCGGCCGACCAGGCCCCGCUCGAGUGCAUCCACCUGAUGAAGGAGUGCUGGAGCGAGCAGCCCGAGAAGAGACCCACCAUCGACCAGGUGUUCGACCAGUUCAAGGGCAUCAACAAGGGCCGCAAGACCAACAUCAUCGACUCGAUGCUGCGCAUGCUGGAGCAGUACAGCAGCAACCUGGAGGACCUGAUCCGCGAGAGGACCGAGGAGCUGGAGAUCGAGAAGCAGAAGACCGACAAGCUCCUGACCCAGAUGCUGCCGCCGUCGGUGGCCGAGGCGCUGAAGAUGGGGACGCCGGUGGAGCCCGAGUACUUCGAGGAGGUGACGCUGUACUUCAGCGACAUCGUGGGCUUCACCACCAUCUCGGCCAUGAGCGAGCCCAUCGAGGUGGUGGACCUCCUCAACGACCUCUACACCCUCUUCGACGCCAUCAUCGGCUCCCACGACGUCUACAAGGUGGAGACCAUCGGCGACGCCUACAUGGUGGCCUCGGGGCUGCCCAAGCGCAACGGCAACCGGCACGCCGGCGAGAUCGCCAACAUGUCCCUGGACAUCCUCAGCUCCGUCGGCACCUUCAAGAUGCGCCACAUGCCCGAGGUGCCCGUGCGCAUCCGCAUCGGGCUGCACUCGGGGCCGUGCGUGGCGGGCGUGGUGGGGCUGACGAUGCCGCGGUACUGCCUGUUCGGGGACACCGUCAACACGGCCUCGCGCAUGGAGUCCACCGGCCUGCCCUAUCGCAUCCACGUGAACCAGCGCACGGUCGCCAUCCUGCUCUCGCUGCAGGAGGGAUUCAAGGUCGACAUCCGCGGCAAGACCGAGCUCAAGGGUAAAGGUGUGGAGGACACCUAUUGGCUCGUGGGCCGCGAGGGAUUCACCAAACCCAUCCCCACCCCCCCCGACCUCCUGCCGGGGGCGAGCAACCACGGGAUCAGCCUGGACGAGAUCCCGGCCGAGCGGCGCCGGAAGCUGGAGAAGGCGCGGCCGGGGCAGGUGCUGAAAUAG
Molecule: messenger RNA, 3837 nt
Organism: Vidua macroura (Pin-tailed whydah)
Lineage: Eukaryota; Metazoa; Chordata; Aves; Passeriformes; Viduidae
Product: retinal guanylyl cyclase 1-like
Biological process (GO): cGMP biosynthetic process; receptor guanylyl cyclase signaling pathway; intracellular signal transduction
Molecular function (GO): ATP binding; protein kinase activity; guanylate cyclase activity
Source: RefSeq, a predicted model, not a curated record